Messenger RNA from Heterobasidion irregulare TC 32-1, 723 nucleotides. RefSeq lists its product as uncharacterized. The coding region runs from base 1 to 723 and encodes 240 amino acids. The record is from RefSeq and is a predicted model, not a curated record. The transcript is spliced from 4 exons. Lineage: Eukaryota; Fungi; Basidiomycota; Agaricomycetes; Russulales; Bondarzewiaceae.
AUGUCCAUCGCCGCAGCCUCUGCCCUCUACCGCUAUAAUGAAGUUGUAUAUGCUCGCCCUGCUGACCCUUUCAUGCAUUCCGACGAUGAGAAUACGAUCGUCCUAGCAGAAUGCAAUGGGAGCCUCAACAAUCAAAGGGGGCGCCGUGGUCUCGGCGGAGGCGCCAUCGCCGGGAUUGUCAUUGGAAUCUUGGCUCUACUCUCCCUCAUCAUCCUCGUUCUAUUUUGCCGGAGAAGAAGGGCGAUGAGAGCCUCUUCAGCGGCCCGUGGCGAUAUUCCACCCCCAGUUCCGAGCAAGCCGCAGACACGGGCUGCGAUUGACACUGUCACGCCCAUGCAUAAUGUGGAUUCCUCGACGCAUUAUGAUCAACCUCUGCUGUUACACCAUCAGAGGGACCUGUCGUCCCAUCCUUCGUCCCAUCCCCUGUCCCAUCCUUCGCUCCUCACGUCUCAUAGUUCGGUCACGUCUUCAGGUUUACCGUCGAGGAAUCUAUCGUUCUCGCAACCGUCCACGAGCGCGAGGGAAAUCCGAGCGGACAGGGAAAUGGCCACGACUGCGCCAUCAUCUUACAGCAACACGCCGGCGCAGUUCUCUACGAGACGCUCGUCGGAGCUUCAUUCCGAGAUGGUAGGAUAUCAGAAGGUCUUACAGGACGAACGUCGCAAAGGGACUUCCGCCGCGGUCGAUCCUCCGCCAAGCUACGAAGCGAUAGAUGUUGAAUGA